UGCCAGCAGGACUUCAGCGGAAUGUGAAACCAAAUCAUUUACAAGUUAAAGAUAGACACAGCUAAAGCAGCAUCUUGAGCCGGGGUUUAAAUUCAGUCUCUCUCAGGCUUCUAGUUUGGGAAGUUUCCUUUUUGCCUCAUCAAGGACUCUAUUAGUAUUUCUUCAGACAAUACAAGAACUCUUAGGGCACUGGAAUUGUCAGGGUGUCAGAAGACCAUGGUGCGUGCUGCAGGGGCAGUUAGAAUGGUUCCAGCCCAUUUGCAGGCUUUCACGGCAGUAGCCCAACUCUAAGGAAUUAUCUUCCAUUGUUGAAUGAUUGAAGACUGUGGGAAAAGAGGAACUACCAUGGCAGAAAGGAGGCAGCUGUUUGCAGAAAUGCGAGCUCAAGAUCUGGAUCGCAUCCGUUUAUCCACCUACAGAACUGCUUGCAAGCUUAGAUUUGUACAGAAGAAAUGUAAUUUGCACCUAGUGGACAUUUGGAAUGUAAUAGAAGCACUGCGGGAAAAUUCUCUGAACAACUUGGAUCCGAACAUAGAGCUGAACGUAGCUCGACUGGAAGCUGUAUUAUCCACAGUUUUUUACCAACUCAACAAACGCAUGCCAACGACCCAUCAGAUCAAUGUAGAGCAAUCCAUCAGUUUACUACUCAACUUCUUGCUGGCAGCUUUUGAUCCCGAAGGACAUGGAAAGAUUUCUGUGUUUGCUGUCAAAAUGGCUCUGGCAACACUAUGUGGGGGGAAGAUCAUGGAUAAAUUAAGAUAUAUUUUCUCCAUGAUUUCAGACUCCAGUGGUGUAAUGGUUUAUGGAAGAUAUGACAUGUUUCUGCGAGAAGUUCUUAAGCUUCCCACUGCAGUCUUUGAAGGUCCUUCUUUUGGCUACACAGAACAAUCAGCAAAAUCCUGUUUUGCUCAACAGAAAAAAGUCACGUUGAAUGCUUUCUUGGACACUCUUAUGUCUGAUCCUCCACCACAGUGUCUGGUCUGGUUACCACUUCUGCAUCGGUUGGCAAAUGUUGAGAAUGUCUUCCACCCUGUUGAGUGUUCCUACUGCCACAGCGAGAGCAUGAUGGGAUUUCGCUAUCGAUGCCAGCAGUGUCACAAUUACCAGCUCUGUCAGGAUUGCUUCUGGAGGGGACAUGCCAGUGGUUCCCAUAGCAACCAGCACCAAAUGAAAGAAUACACGUCAUGGAAAUCACCUGCUAAGAAGUUAACGAAUGCACUUAGCAAGUCUUUAAGCUGUGCUUCCAGCCGUGAACCUUUGCACCCAAUGUUUCCAGACCAGCCUGAAAAACCUCUAAACUUGGCUCAUAUUGUGCCUCCCAGACCAGUCACCAGCAUGAAUGAUACACUGUUCUCCCAUUCUGUUCCCUCAGGAAGCCCUUUUACAAACAGAAGGUUACUUGAGAGUAUAAAUGUAGCCAGUCCUGAGAUUGAUGAGCAUUCUCUUAUAAAGCUGUAUGUAAAUCAGCUUCACAAGAAUUCACGCUCUCCUUACAAGAAUAAUGAAGUAGAGCAGAACAAAUUGCUGGCUAGGGCUGCUCCGGCUUUUUUGAAAGGCAAAGGGUUACAGUAUAGCCUCGAUGUUGCAGACAGGCUGGCUGAUGAACAUGUUCUCAUUGGGUUGUAUGUCAACAUGCUCCAGAACAACCCCUCACGUUUGAUGGACAGUCCAAACCGUCUAGAUGAAGAGCACAGACUGAUCGCCAGGUAUGCAGCAAGAUUGGCAGCAGAGACUACAUCAUCACAGCAGCAACCACAGCAGCAGCAGCAACAGCAGCAACAGAGAGGUGCUCCAGAUAUCUCAUUCUCUAUUGAUGCAAAUAAGCAGCAAAGACAGCUUAUUGCAGAACUUGAAAAUAAGAACAGAGAAAUCUUACAAGAGAUUCACAGGCUGCGGCUUGAACAUGAGCAGGCAUCUCAGCCAACUCCGGAGAAAGCGGCCCAGAACCCUACUCUCCUGGCAGAACUCCGGCUCCUGAGACAAAGGAAGGAUGAACUGGAACAGAGGAUGUCUGCUCUACAGGAAAGCCGGAGAGAGCUCAUGGUUCAGUUAGAAGGCCUCAUGAAAUUGCUUAAGGAAGAAGAACUGAAGCAGGGAACCCAAGGGGCAGGCUCCCCUCGCUCUUCUCCCAGCCACACUAUCAGUCGGCCUAUUCCGAUGCCCAUCCGAUCUGCCUCUGCUUGCUCCACUCCAGCCCACACACCUCAGGACUCUCUGACAGGCGUGGGAGGAGAUGUGCAGGAAGCUUUUGCACAAGGUGCAAGAAGAAAUUUAAGAAAUGACUUACUGGUAGCAGCAGAUUCUAUUACCAAUACUAUGUCAUCGCUGGUAAAAGAACUCAACUCAGAAGCUGGAAGUGAAACAGAAAGUAAUGUGGACUCUGAAUUUGGUCGGACUCAUUUUGAUGACCUUGUUCCAUCACCAACUUCUGAAAAGGCUUUCCUUGCACAGAUCCAUGCCCGGAAGCCAGGAUACCUUCACAGUGCAGCGGCCACCGGGACCAUGCGCAGUGAUAUGGUUACAGAAGAUAGAGACCCCUACGUUAGAGCAGAUGAUGAGAACUAUGAAAAUGAUUCUGUGCGCCAGCUAGAGAAUGAGCUCAAGAUGGAGGAAUAUUUGAAACAAAAGCUGCAGGAUGAAGCUUAUCAGGUCAGCUUGCAAGGAUGAAUACCCCAUCCUUGUAUCACUCUCCUCUGAACGAGCAAGCAGCUGCAAUCAAACAGACAAUGGAGGCUACGUGAGAACUAACAAGGAGGAGAGCUGUACUCUAGCUGCUGACAGAGAGAGCUUGCCUGCCAACUUCACAGAAGAAGCGCAACAACAAGCGCAGCACCUCUGACAUCAGAUAAACCAACUCGUUUUGAAGACUGUAGCACAUUACUUUUGUUCUACAAGUUGUAGUUUGUAAGUGUUUGUUUUGAAGAAAAAAAAGACAUUUUAUUUAAAGCUAACGUAUAGCAGCUACAUCUUAUGUAACAUGGCUCAUUACUGGUGAAGAACACAGGCUGACAAAAAAAGUUGCUGUUACAUUUAACAGCAGUAUUAGCAAAAUACUCAAGCCCUUUGCACAUAACGUUGAACCUGUUCAGUUUACAAUGACAAUAUUAAUGCUGUUUAUAGUAGGCAUUUGAUUUCUGAAUAGUUUGAGAUUUUAGAACACUUUCAUAUACACUGUACAUUGUUUUUCCACAGCGGAAAUUUUAAAAGCUACAAUGACACAUUUAACACUGAAUGAAUAUACUCCUGAGUGUAUAUAUUUAUAGCCCCAAAGCUAAGUACCUGACUAUAGUUGCAGUCUGGCACCCAGUUCCAUGUACUUAAAGACCAUCAAUGUUGGUGGGACUAGAGUUCAUAACCAGGUACAGGAUGGCAGCCUUAGAUUGCAGUUUGUUUUACAGUCUUUCUGCAAAAAAAGAGAGAAAGACUUGUACAAAAUGCACUAAGAGUAUCUCUAUGAUUUAGGGCUACUACAUAACUUAGGAAUGUUGUUUUCUUUUUUGACGUAACCUAACAAAUCAGCCAUACAAGUUAGUGUAAAUAUUUUCUUUCCAAAUAGAUAUCAUAUACAAAAGGCAACAUUCAGAUAAUAUAGAAUCUAGUUUUUAAAAUCAGCACAGAUCUUCUUAAAACUGUGAACUAUGUUUUGAAAUACUCGUUGCUAAAGCUGUUUAUAAACCACAGGUGCCAUAAAAUCCCUAAACUGACUCACGUUAUGUAUAAUCUUCCAUGGUAUUGUUUUAUUGCUGUUUUAGAGCUUUAGUAAGCAUGUGUUCUUUCACUUUUCUCCAUUCUUCAUAUACUGUUUGUUGAGGCCUUCAGCUUUAAAUGUACAGGCUUUAAAAGUGCGCUUGCAACUAUUACCUUUUAUUUCUGAAUGUGCAUUGCCUUAGCCAGCCACCAGGUGUUCUGCAUGCAUUCUUGGAAAUGUGUAGUGAGACUUUCUUUCACGCUGAAUGGGGAUUUAGCUAUCUAUGAAAAGCACAGGGGAGAAGUGUGUCCAUUUAAAAAAAGAAAGAAUUACAGAGGUGUUCCUUUGAGUAACAUCCUCUUUUAACUAUGAUGGGGGAAGACAGAGAAAGAGAGUGGGCUUUUUGGUCUAUUGGGGUUAUAAAAAGGGAAAAAAUGUUGUAGUGAGGUUACUCAACCAUUGCUAUACUGUGAAUUAGCUAGUAACAUCUCUCACCAAAUCUCUUUUAGCUAGGAACAAAACAGAAAGUAAUCAAGAAAUUGCCAGGGACCCAUUAAAAUACUUCAUUCACAGUGCAAGUAUCUGAAUUUCAGGCAUCAGUUUAGAACAGGUUCUGCAGUUUAACAGAAGCAGUAUAGAAAGUGUGCCGUUAUGAACAAAUAUAUUUGACUUCAAUUAAGCUGGUCCCAAAGAGUUUGCAUAUCAUUUGUCUGAAUGAGAAGUUUACCCUUUCUGCUGAUUCUACUGGUGAAGAGCACCACAAAAAAAGCUUAUAUGGAUUCAGUGGUUACUGCUAAUUUUGUACAUAUAUGCACAAAAUCAUUUGCUACUAUUGGGCAUCUUCCUCCUUGUGUAUGUUUCAACAUUGUCUCCAAGGGAUCAAAAGCAUGCAGUUCAGACAAGUGCAGAAAAUAAAAUAUGUUUCCAUGGAGACACCUCCCACUGCACCUUUGCAAUAACUAAUCUUUACUGUUGUGAUAUCUGCCAGCCUGACAAGGUAGGCACUAUACAUAGCCUGUGACAGCUUACCUCUCCUACACCCUUCUCUCAGGAACCAGUUACUCUCUACUAGUGCCUAGCACUCAGCAAAUAACACUUACUACAGUAUAUUGGCAAACGUUGCUGACAGCUCAGGACUCCAGUCAGGCAUAUCCUGAAGAGAGACAAAACGGACAAAACCACAGUACAUCUGAAUGACCAAAUCUAGCCACAAAACUAAAUGUGGAGUAAUAACCAUGUUGCUUUAACACCAACAUUUGUUUACAUGCCGACACUGCAUCUAGGGCCCAUGCCUUAGUCUAGCCAUUGCCAGAGCUGUGUAGCACUAUUAUUGAUGGAACAUCUCCACCAGACAACUCAUGCAUCAUUCCCUCCCGCCUCAUUUUGGCUCUAGAUCCCAAGCAGAGCUCUAGGUGGCCUCAAAUUCUGGAACUCCCAGAUGAAGCACUUUUUUUUAUUUGUCUCUCCUGAAACAAAAUGUAGGCUUACCACAUCAUCCAUCUGCUAAGCUGGUUAUGAAACUCAGUAAGGCUCAUGCUCUUCCCCAAUCUCUCUGCUGUGCAUAGUGGAGGGAAAGGGAACGUGCCUCUUUUCUCCCUGCCUGCCUGACAUGACUGCCCCACCUCUGAAGCUAGUAAUCCAUGCAUGGAUAUAAUGUUUGAAUGGGGUUGUAUGCCUAGAAAAGUGUAUGCACACAGGCACAGGUCACGUGGUCACUUCCCGGAUUUUAUCUCAGGCAGCAGCCAUGUUGUUCAGACCUGUGCAAGUGGGAUCUUAUGGGCCUGUACCCUAUACAAACAGUACCCAAUAUGUGGCUGUUCAGUGGGGACAUGGUAGACAGGACACACAUAGGAGAGAGAGAUCAGGGAAGUGCAUACUGCAAACUGGAUCUGUGUUUUAACCCACUUAGUCCUUGUUUGUUUGUUAAAAUGUGUUGAAUUGUGUGGACACUGAAGUUAUAGAACUGGUUGAAUUGGCCUUUUGUGUGUCUUUAUGGCCAGCAACUGCAGCCAAAAACUCUUUGUGGAUUGUCAGUGGAAAGGUAGUUAAGGGGAAGAAUCAGAAUGUGAAGGGGAAUAGGGUUCUUGAAUGUGGAAAGGAAUGAUGGAGAAUGGAUUCUCUGUAAGUAGUAAUGUUAACUAAAAACUGCAUUAAAAGGUGUGUGGCCUUUGUUGUGAUAAUAUGUAUUUUCUUAUAUGCAUGAGAAAAAAUGUUGCAUCAUUAUUUAGCACAGAUGUUUGCCUUUACUUUAAUCAUCUUCUUCCAUCCUUAUUCGUUUCUUGAAAUUGCUGUAGAUAUAUCUUGUAAAUACUGCAGCCUCAGGUUGCUACAGUUACAUUGGUUCAAUUCAGUGCAAGGAGCCUCGAACGACAAGCGCUUCGCUGUGUCCAGAGAAGAGAGGGCAUUUUUACUUGUGAACCAAAAAUGUAUGAAGAGUUACAUCUUGAAGCUACUAACUGUUUGACAUUUUUAACUACUGUUAUUUCACACCAGUCCGGACAGACACACAAUAAAAAUUUCACAAUAUUCAUUGGUAUUGUAAACGGAACUAUUAUUGUAUGGGGUUUUUUGUAUUGCCGUUAAGUAUUGUUUUGUGUGUGUGUGUGUGCGUGUGUUCAAGCCAACU
Gekko japonicus is the source of this 6314-nucleotide messenger RNA. RefSeq names its product dystrobrevin alpha (gene DTNA). Gene Ontology annotation, molecular function: zinc ion binding. The record is from RefSeq and is a predicted model, not a curated record. Gene Ontology annotation, cellular component: synapse; plasma membrane. The coding region runs from base 313 to 2667 and encodes 784 amino acids. NCBI's taxonomy places the organism in Eukaryota, Metazoa, Chordata, Lepidosauria, Squamata, Gekkonidae. The transcript is spliced from 25 exons. Gene Ontology annotation, biological process: synaptic signaling.